CCUGCCUUAGUGGUUGCCGUCUCAAUGGGAUUCACCAAAGCAAAAGGCUAUGGGACACCCCAAUACUGCUGGCUAUCUCUAGAAGGUGGUCUCCUGUAUGCCUUUGUUGGACCGGCAGCAGCAGUGGUUCUGGUCAACAUGGUGAUUGGCAUCCUGGUGUUCAACAAGCUGGUCUCCAGAGACGGGAUUCUGGAGAAGAAGCCGAAGCAUCGAGCUGGACCGAUGAACGAGCCCCACACAGGGUUAACUCUGAAAUGUGCCAAAUGUGGCGUGGUGUCCACCACUGCUCUCUCUGCAACUACAGCCAGUAAUGCCAUGGCCUCUCUGUGGAGUUCCUGUGUGGUUCUGCCUCUGCUGGCUCUGACCUGGAUGUCUGCAGUGCUAGCCAUGACAGACAAGCGCUCCAUCCUAUUUCAGAUCCUCUUCUCUGUCUUCGACUCGUUGCAGGGCUUUGUCAUCGUCAUGGUGCACUGUAUCCUGAGGAAAGAGGUCCAAGAUGCUUUCAGAUGUCGUCUCAGGAACUGUCAGGACCCCAGAAACUGUCAGGACCCCCUCAACGCUGACAACACUGGAACUUUCCCCAACGGUCAUGCUCAGAUUAUGUAUGUUUCCAGCAACUGUGGUGGAUGCCUAACCAGGCCAGUGCAGUACGGCUCGGCAGGGAUCGCCUUGGCUCAGCUCAGUGUGAAAAGGACGGACUUUGAGAAAGACGUUGACAUCGCCUGUCGUUCAGCUCUCCACAAAGACAUGGGCUCUUGCCGCGCGGCGACCAUCACCGGCACCCUAUCCCGCAUCUCUCUGAAUGACGAGGAGGAUGAGAAGGGUCCCGAGGGGCUCAACUACUCCACCUUACCCGGCAACAUCAUCUCCAAGGUGAUGAUCCAGCAGCCCGGCAUGCACAUGGGCCCCAUGGGCGACAUGGGUGAGGGCUGCCUGGGCGACAGCGUGUCCGACAUGCGCCGCACCGUCUACCUGUGCACCGAUGAUGCUCUCCGUCAGUCCGACCAGGAUAUGGGCGGGCACGGGCACGGCGGGAUGGGCAGUGGCCACGACAUGGGCAGCAUGGGCGGUAUGGGUGGUAUGGGCGGACAUUCACCCCAAGGCCAGAUGAUGGAGACAGACUACAUCGUGAUGCCACGGGCUUCUGCGGCGGCAGCAGGAUCUGGGAACUGUAACACACUUCCCACUCUCCUGAAGGACGAUAGCUCCACCAAGAUGAACAUGGGCCUGGGCAUGGGAGAUACGCUGCCCCACGAUAGGAUGAUGCAACACUACAAGAUGGCACCGGACUUCAACAUGAGCCCGACGGGGAUGGGCGGGAUCGGGGUCAUGGAGCACAUGAACAUGGGGGUGAACAUGGAUCAGAACCUGCACCAGCAGUACGGGUCAGGAGGAGGACAGGAACACAUGCAGCAGAACCUGCCCUUUGAACCCCGAACCGCUGUCAAGAACUUCCUGGCUGAGAUGGAAGAGACUGGAGGGCUGUCGAGGAGCGAGACGGGAUCCACCAUAUCCAUGAGCUCCUUAGAGAGAAGAAAAUCGCGCUACCAAGAUAUGGACUUUGAAAAAGUCAUGCACACCAGGAAAAGACACAUGGAGCUGUUCCAAGAACUGAAUCAGAAAUUUCAAACCCUGGAUCGAUUUCAAGACAUACCAAAUAUGGGCAGCAUGGACAAGGCCAUGGCCAACAAGAACCCCUGGGAGAGCUACAACCCAGCCUGUGAGUACCAGAACUACACCAGUAUGAAUGCACUAGACCCUGACCCCAAGGACUCUCUGGAGAUGACCGCAGCAGAGUGGGAGAAGUGUGUCAAUCUCCCCUUAGACGUCCAGGAAGGAGACUUCCAGACAGAGGUCUGAUCUGAUCUAAACAAACCAGGAAAUGAGUCCAAAAUGGCACCCUAUUCCCAAUGAAGUGCACUACUUAUGACCAGGUCCUAUAGGCCUCUUUUUCACCAGUACCCAUAGGGCUCUUUUGAACAGGACUCAUAGGGCUCUGGUCAAAAGUAGUGCACUAUAUAGGGAAUAGGGUGACAUUUUGGAUGCACUCCAGGAAGGAGACUUCCAGGAAGUAAAACCCAGGAAGAGGAUAACCAGGAGAAAAUGAUAUCCAGGACAUGGAGGAAAGGGGAAAGGAUGUAUUUUGCACUGAAAAAAUGGACAGACUGUCCUAACAGCCUUGGCCUAGUACAUAUCUGGAUUCUAAAGGAGUAUGACAAGGACAUGAUGUGCCAAUACCAUUUAAGAGGAAAACGCAGAGGACAGGAGGAAAAAAUACAACAAAAAAUACAACAAAAAUCAUCAGUGUUACUUUUUGUAUUCUCACUAGUGUACUUAGUGCAGCGGGCCAGCCAGGUGGGUGUACAAUAUUUACCAUCAUGUGUUUCAGAGUACCCAUGGUAAGAAGAAUUGGUUUCAAAAAGGUGAAAAUCUUUCUAGAUGAAUAAACCUCAAAAGCUAAAUGAAGACAUAAUACCAUGUCGAUCCCAGCUUCGUUGGAUCCAGUUUUAUAUUUCACAAAACUGGACCCUGGAAGCACAAUGUAUAUAUUUAUGCAGGUUUUUAAAAAGUUUAUAACAAGUCUGUUUGGCCAUUACUAUACUUUUUACUUUAUAAUAUAAAAAAUAUAUAUGAGCGAGAGUGGCAGGCAAAGAGGAUUUUUCUGUCAUAUAAAAAUGAAUGUUUGUCAAAGCUACAUUCUUCAUUGCUUUAAAUGCAAUAAAGGUAAUACUCACUUUUAUACGAAUAAUAUAUUUCACAAACUUUAAUACUGCAGAAUCUUGCUUGAAGACUCUCGGCUAAAACUCUCUCAUCUGCAGACCUGUAUAAAAUAUUUAAAAAUGAAAAAUGUUGUAUGGUGUAAAUAAACUUUUGUCUACAUAUGUUUUACUUGUGCCAAUUUAUUUUAAUGAGAAAAAAAUGCCAACUUGAUCAAGCGUUAUAGCGUUAUAACAUGUUAACAUUUGAACAAGGAAUGUAAAUAAAAGAGGAAAU
Messenger RNA from Salvelinus namaycush (lake trout), 2994 nucleotides. RefSeq names its product adhesion G protein-coupled receptor B3-like. NCBI's taxonomy places the organism in Eukaryota, Metazoa, Chordata, Actinopteri, Salmoniformes, Salmonidae. Gene Ontology annotation, molecular function: G protein-coupled receptor activity. Gene Ontology annotation, biological process: adenylate cyclase-activating G protein-coupled receptor signaling pathway; negative regulation of angiogenesis; cell surface receptor signaling pathway. The record is from RefSeq and is a predicted model, not a curated record. The coding region runs from base 25 to 1860 and encodes 611 amino acids. Gene Ontology annotation, cellular component: membrane. The transcript has 12 exons.